AUGUCUGCUAACAAAAGAUUUCAUUUGAUCAGCGAUCUUAAACCCUUUAAGGAUGCGUCCCGUGUUCAAGUGAAACUGAUUCACUCAUGGAUACAAAACCCACCUUACGCUGAUGAAACAUUAGAAAUGGUUUUAGCUGAUCAAACUGAUGCUAAAGUUCAGUGCUCGUGCAAGAGAACUCUCAUUAAGCGAGUCCAACGUAACCUUCCUCUUGGAAAAUGGCGUGUUAUUCAGAACAUGAAAAUAUCUGGAACCGGUGGCAAAUACAAACCGACAAAACUGGGCUAUAAGAUGAAUAUCACAAACGAUACCGUUUUUACAGAUUCGGAUCUCACUGGCGAUAGCAGCUUUUUAUCUCUAGCAAGUUACAAAGAGAUAUUGAAUGGAAGUGCUGAUACUAAGUGUCUUAUUGACAUAAUAGGCCAAGCUAUUGAUAUUGGUGAGGUUCAGAUCAUCCAAGUUCAUAAUGAAGACAGGAAAAGGAUUCUGUUUCGCAUACGAGACAACAUUGGUAAUGCUUUGGCAUGUUGUCUUUGGGGCCGUUAUGCUGAGCAAAUCGAACAUCAUCUUGAGAAACAUGUUGGUGAAGACAUUGUUUGCUUGAUAAGAUUUUCUAAAAUCAGUGAAUUUGGAGGUGAAGUUUAA
Messenger RNA from Brassica napus (rape), 645 nucleotides. RefSeq lists its product as uncharacterized. The transcript has 5 exons. Lineage: Eukaryota; Viridiplantae; Streptophyta; Magnoliopsida; Brassicales; Brassicaceae. The coding region runs from base 1 to 645 and encodes 214 amino acids. The record is from RefSeq and is a predicted model, not a curated record.